UUCAAUAGCUGAGGAGAAUUUAGGGCGACAAUACUCAUAAAGAGAUAUAAAUGUUUUUUAAGAUUGAGUAUUAGGUCUAAAUUUAGAGGAGUGAGAGAGAAGUUCUUUUCUUGAUUAACCUUUCGGGAACUGUUGAAUAUACGUAUGACUUGAGAGAAGACCACCACAACAACAAACGCUGUUCCCACAAAUUUCAAACACAAACCACUUCCUCAACCAAACCAAACACAAACCUCGUUUGAUUCAUGCCAUGCCAAAAUGCUCAACAUUUCCCAAAACCCUCAAACACACACUUCAACUAACCCAAACCCAAACCCUUCUCUCUUACUCUUCCUCCAACUUUCCUCACCCUCCUCCAGUUUCACCUCAAAUCUUCAAAUCAACCCCUUCCCACAAAUGGGGUUCUUACAAAUUAGGCGAUUUAUCCUUCUACUCCCUCAUCGAAAAUCUCUCUUCCACCUUCGAUUUCCACUCCUUGGAACAACUCCUUCAUCGAAUGAAGCGCGAAAAUCGAGUCUUUAUCGAGAAGAAUUUCAUCCUCAUGUUCAAAGCCUACGGAAAAGCACAUUUACCCGAAAAAGCUCUGGACUUGUUUCACAGAAUGUCCACUGAGUUUCACUGUAAGCAAACCGUUAAAUCCUUCAAUUCUGUUCUCAAUGUUGUUAUCCAAGAGGGUCAUUUUAAUCGUGCUUUGGAGUUUUACUCUCAUGUUAUUGAUUCCAAGAGUUUUAAUCAUGUUCAUCCCAAUGGACUUACUUUCAAUUUAGUGAUUAAGGCUUUGUGUAGACUUGGUUUGGUUGAUCAAGCUGUUGAAGUUUUUCGAGGGAUUAGUGUUAGGAAUUGUGUUCCGGAUGGUUAUACGUAUUCCACAUUGAUGCAUGGUUUGUGUAAUGUUGGGAGGAUUGAUGAGGCGGUUGCGUUGUUGGAUGAGAUGCAGAUUGAAGGUACGUUUCCUAACCCGGUUGCGUUUAAUGUUUUGAUUAGCGCGUUGUGUAAGGAAGGUGAUUUGGCGCGUGCGUCUAAGCUGGUUGAUAAUAUGUUUCUUAAGGGGUGUGUUCCGAAUGAGGUGACGUAUAAUUCGCUUGUUCAUGGGUUGUGUUUGAAGGGGAAGUUGGAGAAGGCGGUGAGUCUAUUGAAUAGGAUGGUGUCGAAUAAAUGUGUUCCUAAUGAUGUUACUUUUGGGACGCUUGUUGAUGGGUUUGUUAAGCAUGGUAGAGCUUUAGAUGGGGUGCGUGUGUUGGUUUCGUUGGAAGAGAAAGGUCACCGCGGGAACGAGUUUAUUUACUCGUCUCUUAUUAGUGGGUUAUUCAAGGAGGGGAAAUGUGAGCGUGGGAUGCAAUUGUGGAAGGAGAUGGUUGAAAAAGGAUGUGAACCGAAUACGAUAGUGUAUAGUGCUCUUAUUGAUGGUCUUUGUCGAGAAGGGAAGCCAGAUGAAGCGAAAGAGUUUCUAUUAGAGAUGAAGAAUAAAGGCCACAUUCCGAAUUCUUUCACUUAUAGCUCCUUGAUGUGGGGUUAUUUUGAAGCGGGUGAUAGUCAUAAAGCGAUUCUUGUUUGGAAAGAGAUGACGGAUAAUAAUUGUAAUCAUCACGAAGUUUGUUACAGUAUACUUAUCAAUGGAUUGUGCAAGAAUGGGAGGCUUAAGGAGGCCUUAAUGGUGUGGAAGCAAAUGUUGAGUAGAGGAAUCAAAUUAGAUGUUGUGGCUUAUAGUUCAAUGAUUCAUGGCUUUUGUAAUGCUCAGUUAUUAGAACAAGGGGUGAAACUUUUCAAUCAGAUGCUUUGUCACGAGCCAGAGUUACAACCCGACGUGGUUACAUACAAUAUACUCCUUAAUGCUUUUUGCACGACGAAUAGCGUCUCCCGCGCUAUUGAUGUUCUAAAUACUAUGUUAGAUCAAGGCUGCGAUCCUGAUUUUAUUACUUGUGAGAUUUUCUUAAAAACUUUAAGAGACAAUAUGGACCCGCCUCAAGAUGGGAGAGAGUUUCUAGACGAGCUUGUAGUCCGGUUAAUUAAGCGACAGAGAACAAUUGGUGCUUCCAAUAUCAUAGAAGUCAUGCUUCAGAAAUUUUUGCUGCCCAAACCUUCUACUUGGGCCUUAGCUGUUCAACAGCUCUGCAAACCUACGAAAGUUCGAAAAAACAUCAUUGAAUGUUGGAGUAGGCUGCAUUGCUGAUACCUAAAAUAUGUUAUUCAAAUACAACUUUUUGAAGCUAUGGAACUCCAGACACAGGAAUGUAUUGAUCCAGACCCUCAAGCUUUCAAAAUUUGUAUGCAAUGAUGAGUUUGAUACCAAACUUUUCUUCUUUGUGCUUGCUUGAAGAUAUUGGUACCUGCACAGAAUUUCUUUUUUGAAAACUUGGUAUCCGGUCUUGAGACCAACUAUAAUCCAAGGGGAUCAAUUCUACCGUCCGCCAGUAGGGGCGCCAUAUAAAGCCAGAGCAAAGCUCUAUAUGAACUGUCCCAAUACAGAGAUCGUUAGUACCUAGCUGGAUUCAAAUCUGAGACCUUGAGAGGAGCUGACUUUCAGGUCCCAAGCUUUCACCAACAGGCCAACCCUUGGGGGUAGCAUGUGCGCCGAGUUAUUGCCAAACAGGCGACAAAUGAGAAUACGGCCACUUAACAGAUGAAACUGUUUAAACCUCUUCCAGUCAUUGCAAAAUUACUAGAAUCAUUUGCUUUUCUAAUAUUUAAUCUUUGCAACAUACAAUGGUGAGAAUGUUACCGAAAGGAUUAAAGUGUUCAAUAUUCAAUCAACUUUGAUCUGUAAGAGUGGAUUUCAUCAGGGCUCAGUCAAAGUAAUUGGCUGUAAUGUACACUCAGUAAUUGGCCAGUAAAUCAUUUCAUACAAUUUGCAAGUAUUCUGCAGAUUGCAUUUGUGUCAGGCUAAUGAAAGUCAAUGAUGAUGAAUGCAGACAAGAUUGCUACUGGAUGCCAAUGUACAGAAUUGCAAAGGAAAAGAUUAUUAAAAUUCCCUAGUUGACUCUAGUUAUCAUUCACAUAUGAAUAUGCAUAUGAGGUGGGAAAAUUGUGGGGCUGAUUGAUGAAAACGAAAGCCGAGUGUCAGCUAUUGUUGUUUAACCGAUUAACUUGUACAGAUGAAGUUUCUUAAACUUCCUCCAUUCCAUUGGUAUAAUCAAAACACAGUCUUUAUGUGAUACUUGAUUUUUAAAAACUUGAUUAUUUGUUAGUAAAUCAUAGCCAUCUGUUUUCUUUGUAUACUAUAACAAUAACGAUGUAUUCUCAAUAAAAUCAUGGUAGGGAUAAGAAUAUGAUUAUUUAUUAGUUUGCUCUUAGUUUUAAUUUCUUGUUCUUCUCUUAUCUAUCUAAUGCUGAUAAGUUUUCAGUAUUGAACCUUGCUUGGCAUCUUGUGUGAGAGGGUAAAAUACUGGAUGCAUGGUUUAUUAGAAUAAACUGACUACACUAACUAUUCUUCAGUGUUGAACCAUGGGAAAUGGAUUUUUUUCUUCCUGCAUUCUAUAUCCUGGAAUUCAUAUCCUAUAUCUUAUCUCUUCUCCAUCAAUGUCAUCUUGUGGUUUCUUCUUUCAACAACAUUACUGACAAUGUUUUGAUUUAUACCUUACUUCUAUAAUCCCCA
Vicia villosa (hairy vetch) is the source of this 3592-nucleotide messenger RNA. Its product is annotated as pentatricopeptide repeat-containing protein At4g20090. Lineage: Eukaryota; Viridiplantae; Streptophyta; Magnoliopsida; Fabales; Fabaceae. The record is from RefSeq and is a predicted model, not a curated record. Bases 251 to 2170 code for a protein of 639 amino acids. The transcript has a single exon. Gene Ontology annotation, molecular function: protein binding.